ACGUGGAGUUGAAACAUUGAAGUCUAAUAAACACCCACAUGGCAUGAACUAUGGCGUCUCUUCUCUCCAAGAAUUUCCCCGUCUCCAAGUUUGCUGCCGCCAUCAGUAGACCUGCAAAAAGAAGCUUGAGCAGUUUGAAAGAAGCUUAUGUGUACCACCCCAAGCAAGAGACCCUGGAGGCUGACCUCCAGGCAUUACUGUGGACAAAAACACAGACACUAGACAAAUACCCACAAUCAUUCACACAAGUAAGGAAUGGACUAGAACUGGAUCGAUUUCAAUCCUUGAUAUCUCCAACUAUCCUCUCGUCUCGAGUGUACGAAAUGAAAGAGGUGAAAAUGAAGCACAAAAACAAGCCGAGAGAUCGCACGAACGGCAGCCACAAAAACUUUCCAAUUUCUCUCAUGCUGAACCUGUUUAAGAUGUCCCUCACCCACGCUGCUGAGUAUCCCCACUUGCAUAACCUGCACCUCUCAUUGGAGCCCUUCAUCUCGGCCGGCUGGUCUUGUGGGGAGGACAGGAUGACAGUACGUGGCAAGGUGGACAUGGUCCUGAACACUCAACAGCCUUUAGAGCAAUUUUACAACACGGAAACGAUUCAAAGAAGUGUGGAUUUCGACUUCAACUCGUUACAGAAUACAUUGACAUUUGCUGAUCUCAAGAAGCACCAAGUGAACAAUACAUUCUCCACUGGCGCUGUCGAUACAAGCCCCGCCCACUACCCACACGCUCACACUCUGAUUGUGCUUGAUAACGGAAGCUACAUAGAACCACCAAGCAAAGGCGUCCCCGAGAUACAACUCGUGCAAAAAGGACUUAUUUUCACAUUUGGACGGCUGUAUGCUCAGGCAGUGUCCAAGUAUGGAGAGGAGAUGAUAGGACAAGACCUUCCCACACCCGAGUGUGCUCAAUGUAUUGUAACUAACGGACAGAGGUUUUCGUUUUUGUGGUACCAACUCAACACCUUGAAGACUGAUAGUUUGAAUGAAGGAGUCAAGAAUCUUGUCUACAUUGAUAGAGCUGGCAUGCUGUAUCCUUCUGUGGAGUCUAAGGGAGUCUUCAAGAAGAGCAUAGCUGACAUGAACAAUCAUGUACUCAGAACAUUGAUUAGUAUGUUCAUUGCCUGAAUUACAUUAUUAUUGUUGUCAUUGUA
Molecule: messenger RNA, 1153 nt
Organism: Halichondria panicea
Lineage: Eukaryota; Metazoa; Porifera; Demospongiae; Suberitida; Halichondriidae
Product: large ribosomal subunit protein mL37-like
Exons: 1
Coding region: 51-1127 (358 amino acids)
Biological process (GO): translation
Cellular component (GO): mitochondrion; ribosome
Molecular function (GO): structural constituent of ribosome
Source: RefSeq, a predicted model, not a curated record